Messenger RNA from Geosmithia morbida, 2400 nucleotides. Its product is annotated as glycylpeptide N-tetradecanoyltransferase. Lineage: Eukaryota; Fungi; Ascomycota; Sordariomycetes; Hypocreales; Bionectriaceae. The transcript is spliced from 3 exons. Gene Ontology annotation, molecular function: glycylpeptide N-tetradecanoyltransferase activity. Gene Ontology annotation, cellular component: cytoplasm. Gene Ontology annotation, biological process: N-terminal peptidyl-glycine N-myristoylation. The record is from RefSeq and is a predicted model, not a curated record. The coding region runs from base 1 to 2400 and encodes 799 amino acids.
AUGCCUGCGCAGGGAGACAAGUCGGACAAGAAGGCGGCCGACGAGGCCAAGGUGGACGUCAAGGGCAAGCAAGCCGAGGUGGAGUCCGAGGGCUCGGAAGACGAGGAGGACGAGCCUGCGACUGCGACCGCGACCGCGACCGCGACGACCGAGGGCGCUGCGGCCGGGCCGACAGAAAAGAAGAAGAAGAAGAAGAAGAGGUCCAAGAGGUCCAAGGUCAAGGAGGUGCUGACGGGCAAGUCGGCGGACCCGGAGGCGGACAUUCAAAAGGCCAUCUCCGGUCUGACGCCCGAGCAGGCCAAGGAGCUCAUCGCGCUGAACCCGUCGCUUGCUCGGGAGCUGGAGUCGUCGUCCGGCAGCUCGAAUCCGUCGGCGGACCAGACGGCCGAGAUGCUCAGGAAGCUGAGCAUGCAGGACAUCAUGACCGGUCUGGCGUCGGGCGGCAAGAACGUCAAGGAGAUGGGGGCCUACAAGUUCUGGCAGACGCAGCCGGUGCCCCGGUUCGGUGAGGACGAGAAGGCCUUUGAGGAGGGGCCGAUAAGGGUGCAGACGGUGGACGAGGUGUCCAAGGAGCCGGCGGCGCUGGUGCCCGGCUUCGAGUGGGUCACGCUGGACCUCAACGACGACGGCGAGGUCAAGGAGGUGUACGAGCUGCUCAACGGGCACUACGUCGAGGACGACGACGCCAUGUUCCGCUUCAACUACUCGCCAUCCUUCCUGCGCUGGGCCAUGAUGUCCCCCGGCUGGCACAGCAGGUACCACGUCGGCGUCCGGGCGACGCAGUCGCGCAAGCUGGUGGCCUACAUCUCGGCCAUCCCCGCCCACGUCCGCGUCCGCGACCGCACCGUCCUCUGCUCAGAGGUCAACUUCCUCGUCGUCCACAAGAAGCUGCGCGGCAAGCGCCUCGCCCCGGUCCUCAUCAAGGAAAUCACCCGCAUCAGCAACCUCAACGGCAUCUGGCAGGGCGUCCACACCGCCGGCAUCGUCCUGCCCCGCCCCGUCAGCACCUGCCGCUACUUCCACCGCGCCAUAAACUGGCAGAAGCUGUACGAGUGCGGCUUCAGCCCUCUGCCCCCCGGGAGCAAGCCCCAAUACCAGGUCCACAAGUACGCCCUGCCCGAGGCCACCGCCACCCGCGGCCUGCGCAAGAUGCAGGAGGAGGACCUCGAUGCCGUCAUGCCCCUGUUCCAGAGGUACCUCAAGCGCUUCGACAUGGCUCCCGAGUUUACCAAGGAGGAGAUGAAGCAUUGGUUCGUUCCUGAUGUGCCAAAAGGGGGUGAGGAGGUCGUCUGGUCCUAUGUCGUUCAGGACAAGGACGGCAAGAUCACCGACUUCUUCUCCUUCAACUGCAUCGAGUCAUCCGUCAUCGGCAACAGCAAGCACAGCGUCGUCCGCGUCGCCUACCUGUGGUACUACGCCAGCGAGUCGGGACUGCAGGAGCCCUACGACCGCUCCGCACACAAAGACCGCCUCAACUCGCUCGUCCACGACGCCCUCAUCCUGGCCAAGAACCUCAAGUUCGACGUCUUCAACGCCCUCAGCUUCAUGGACAACGGCCUCUUCCUGGAGCAGCAGAAGUUUGGUGCCGGUUCCGGCCAGCUGCACUACUACCUGUUCAACUACCGCGCCCACUCCAUCACGGGAGGAAGCAUCGAUGAGGCGGCGGCCAUUCGGCACCGUAAUCAUGUGGUCGUCGGUGCCGUGCAUGACAAGGAUGCGCUCACGGCCCACAGCGUCGGCCAUAUCCUUCAGCUGCUGGGGGCUCUUGGAGUGCCACUGCACGGCGACGAGCUGGCACAGGAAGCCGGUCCUUGUGAAGACGCCGGGAGCUCGGCGCUUGGCCAGCUCCUGGGCCUGGAAACGCUGGAAGUUGGAGUCGAACAUGCCGUACGUGACGCCGGCAGCGCAGCGGGGCGUCGUGUCGGGGGAGGGCACGUCUUCGGCGUCCGGGGCACCCAGCCAGUCGUCGUGGAACAGCUUGCGGGCCGUGUCGGCUAUGCUCUGCUCGGUCGACUUGGGGACGAGGAACCCGGCCCGCUCGACGAGGUACUCGCGCAGGGUCGUCGUGUUGCUGACGGACGCCGAGGUGCACAGGAGGGAGAGGGAGGCCAGCCUCCGGGGCGCGAGGCAGGCCACCUCCUGGGCUAUCAUGCCGCCCAUGGAGAUGCCGACCAGGUGGAUGUCGCGGGCGUCGCCGCCCCAGCCGACGUGGUCGAUGACGUCGAGCACGUCGCGCGCCAUCCCGCUCGUCGUGUACCGCCCCAGCGGCUUGUCGCUUCGCCCCAUGCCGCGGUUAUCCAGGAUCAGGACCGAGUAGCGCGACCCGUGGUCGUGGCCAAAGUAGCGCGUCUGACGUUGCCAGCUGGCCAGGACGCCGGCGAGACCGCUGAUGAGCUUUAA